GCUCGAUGAAAACCAGGAAGUUUGUGGAUUCAGGAGAAAUGAAACCUAUUUCCCUACACGAGCCUCUGCUUAAGGAUCCACACUCUUCUAGUUUGGUUAAAGCUAAAGGAGUGAAUAUUUGACUUGUUAUUCUGUCAAAGCAGAGCAGUUCAUAUUUGAGGACAGAUUAUCUGCAAAGAAAUGUCUGAAUCUGCAGUGAGUCAGUAUGAGGAUCAGUUCAGCUGUUCAGUCUGUUUGGAUCCUCUGAAGGAGCCGGUGACGAUUCCCUGUGGACACAGUUACUGUAUGAGCUGUAUUACUGACUGCUGGGGCCAGAAGGAGCAGGGGCCGCCGUACCGCUGUCCCCAAUGCAGAGAGAGCUUCAGUCAGAGACCUCUACUGAAGAAGAACACUCUGAUAGCUGAGAUGAUGGAGACGCUGCAGAAGACGUCCCUACAAACGGCUGCUGUGGAGUGUGAUGUUUGCACUACAGAGAAGAACAGAGCUGUAAAGUCCUGUCUGCAGUGCUUGGCCUCCUUCUGUCAAACUCACCUGCAGCCUCACUAUGAAUCUCCUGCGUUUAUGAAGCACAAACUAGUUGAAGCUUCCAGAAACAUUCAGGAGAACAUCUGCCUCAGUCAUGGGAAACUUCUGGAGAUUUACUGUCAGGAUGAUCAUCAAUGUAUUUGUAACUUGUGUAUGAUUGACAAUCAUAAAAAACACAGUGUGGUUUCUGUGGAUUCAGAAUGGACUAGUAAGAAGAAAGAGUUAAAGGAGAUAAAGGUGGCGUGUCAGAAGCUGAUCCAGAAGCGAGAGAGAGGUCAGCGGGAACUCAGAGAAGCUGUGAAGUAUUUUAAAAGUUCAGCUCUAGAGACCAUGGAGGACAUUGAGAAGGUCUUCACUGAGCUCAUCUGCUCUCUUGAGAAGAAACGCUCUGAGAUUAAAGAGCAGAUCAGAGCUCAGGAGAAGACUGAGAUAGAUCGAGCAGAGGAACUUCACAAACAUCUGGAUCAAGAGCUGACAGAACUCAGAAAAAGACAAGCAGAGAUUGAGAAACUUCUGAUUACUGAAGAUCAGAUCCAGUGUCUGAAGAGCUGUCAGUCUGUGUGUGUUUUACCUUCAUUUGAAGACGUUCCCAUCUUCACUCAACACACUCAUCUGUCUUUUAAAGACAUUUCAAUCUCAAUGUUUAAGGAGGUUUUGGAGGACGUCUAUCAACAGCAAACAGCCAGAAUAUCUCAAGAAGUGUCAAAUGUCUCUAUUACAAAAUCUCCAGAACCAAAGACCCAGAAUGAUUUUUUGCAGUAUUUCUGUGAAUUUCACCUGGAUCCAAACACGGCAAACAAAAACCUCAAACUGUCAGAAGAGAACAGGAAAAUAUCAUGUUCUGAUAAAGUUAAACAAUAUCCUGAUCACCCAGAGCGAUUUGAUGUGUUUCCCUACAUCUUGUGUCAAGAGGGUUUGUACGGUCGCUGUUACUGGGAGGUCGAGUGCAGUGGGAAUAAUUGGGCUGUAGCAGUUUGUUACAAGGGAAUUGGACGUAAAGGAAGAAGUGAUGACUGUAGACUUGGAUUCAGUAAAUUAUCUUGGAGAUUUGAAAAUUUUCUUCAAAAUUUUAAUUUCCUACAUGAUAAAGGACAAGUCCGUAUCCCUGCUGUCUGCUCCUCUAGGAUAGGAGUGUAUCUUAAUCACAGAGCAGGAACUCUGUCCUUCUACAGCGUCUCUGACACAAUGACUCUCCUUCACAGAGUCCAGACCACUUUCACUGAACCCUUAUACCCUGCUUUUUAUAUUGGACAAGGUUCAUCUGUCAGGAUCAUAGAGCAGAAGAAAGUUCAGACAGACCAAAAUUAAAUAUAAUUGAUCAAGUAUCAGAUUCAGUUGCUAAACUCCUUAAAUGUUUAUAUAUUUAAAUUAAAAUGUAAUUUGUAGUUUUGAUUAUCAAAAGGAAUUACAUUUCCUAAUAUAAAACACCAAGUCAUUCUCAAAUUGGAUAUAGUAAAUACAUUUACAGUUCAUUAUCAGAUGUUGCAAAAUCAGAUUUUUUUGAUUUUGUGUUUUCUGUAAUCUUGGCAUCUGAAAAAAUGUUUCAUCUUCAGCAAAGUUUAGUUCAUAAUAAUUCAUGUUUGAAUCCAUGAUGCAGUUUAUCAUCAAGGGUAAUUUGGGUAGUUUGGAAUAUAAUCAGCUGUGGAACAAACUGUUUACAGCGCGGUUGAUCAAAUGUUUUAUGUGUCACAUCAUGUAAUGUUAUGUAUUAAAUGCAGCCGCUAUUUUGUUCUUUUGUGUUGCUGUUGUUAAUUUGAUAAAAAAUUUAAUGAAAUUGGGGUAUUUUGUGUUAAUAACAUUACAGUGAUCUGAUUCAUUUCAGUGGAAAAAUUUAUUUUAGGAAACAUUGUCUUAAGAAUCUGUGUUUCUAAUACUAUUAUGACAUUCCUUUAUAAUUUAGAGAACUGUAGUAUCAUUCAGAUAUAUUUCUUUGAUUUAAUUUGUCUGUCAUUAUUCAAUUAAUUAAAUUGUCAAAAUACAUAGAUUUACCUAGAAUAUCUAAUUUAGUAUUUUACAUUAAAUAAUCAAAAAUGAUAUCAGACAUAUUUUACAUAUUCUGCAGAAAUUUAAUGUCAACUGUGAUAAGUUGUUUAGCAAGAGCUUUUUACUCCAAGUAGAGGGUUAGUGGGCAAGAUAAAUAUGAAAGUAAGAAAUUGUAAAUGUGAUAAAAAGCAAAACACACCUGAUUCACAUUCUUUGUUUAUCAUUUUCUAGAAGUAUAGAGGUAUUCUAGAAGUAUUGCUGUAUUUUUGUGUAGUUUAUUAAGAGAAGGUACCCACCGUUUUACUCUGACGAAAAUGACUUGAACGCACCUAAAGUCAUAAACAUGAACUUCCCUGGGGGACUUGAACUCACCAACUGAACACACGCCCAUUUUUUGUUUACUUGCUGAAAACCAGGAAGUGUUUGAAUUCAGGAGAAAUAAAACUUAUUUCUCUUCUAGAAGUGAUUCAGUCUCUGUAACAGAUCCACACCGCUGUUCUUUGGGAUAAACUGUAAAUCAUAUUUGAGCUGUAUUUCUGUCGAGCCUUUAUUACCUACAGGACAGAGACUGAGAAUCUGUUCAUCUUUGAACACUGC
Messenger RNA from Megalobrama amblycephala (Wuchang bream), 3105 nucleotides. RefSeq names its product E3 ubiquitin/ISG15 ligase TRIM25-like. Bases 181 to 1833 code for a protein of 550 amino acids. NCBI's taxonomy places the organism in Eukaryota, Metazoa, Chordata, Actinopteri, Cypriniformes, Xenocyprididae. Gene Ontology annotation, molecular function: zinc ion binding; protein binding. The transcript is spliced from 8 exons. The record is from RefSeq and is a predicted model, not a curated record.